UAUUGGGGUCUCCCUUCCCCUAGUAACGAUUUCCAGUUAUAGAAAGGCGCUGGAGACCCGCCUUUUGCUACUGUCACUCAGCUUUAUGUACCUAAGCAUCACCAGGGACACCAACGAGAAGUUAUGACACGUGACUUGCUGGCAGAACCUAUUUGAGACAUUAGACAUUUUUUAGUGUAACUUAGUAACGUCAGUUACACCCCUCGAGACCUUCACCAGCUUUUGCCCUCUAUUUUAAUCGGAUACGCUUAUUUCAAACGAUGUUUGCAUAUUUCUUAAGCAGUUCACAGAAAAAAUCAAAAUGAUGGUUUUCUCUGUUUAUUUAAGUGUUUAAAUGCAUAGAUCAUAGAUUGACUAAUUCUAGUCGAGCCAAAACAGACCAAAAAAUGGGAGUCGCAGGCAAUGUUGGUUGUAUAGAGUAGAAGAAGUAGACUGUUUUUUCUUUUACUUUCUAGUAUUCGAUGGGGACGCCUACAUCAUUAAAGAUGGUACACGAGUCGGACUGCGAUUUUUGGUUGUGUUGUUCGAUAAUUUAGAUACAUAUAUAAAUCAAUUGUAAAAAUCUUUCUUCUGUUCAUUUGGGAAACAAUUAUGGAGCUGAAAAAGUUUCUCAUGAAUAAUGAAAAGAUUGUCCGCCUAUUUAUUUCCCCAACUGCGCUACCGUACAAAGGUAAACACAGGUAAAACGUCAUGACUGAAUGCGCGACCAAUGCCAGAUGUGUGUCCCUAAAGAUAACUACCUGAUCUUUGUUGUGCAAUAUUAUCGAUAGACCCAAUUACGCGUUUAUUCUUCGUCGACAAAGGUGUGUUUACGACUCUGUGCAAGGGCUCCCGAAAGAUAGGAAGCCAACACGGUGUGCGUACCUGGAUAGGUUACACUGGUUAUGCACGACAUGAUUUUAUUGAUUUAGUUUGUUGUUAUUUUUUGAAUCCGGGUAUUUAAUACAAAAAAUGGAGGAGGUAGAGGAAAAAGAAGACAAACCUAAUUUCUUUCGCCGCAUGAGUGUCAGAUUGUCAAAAAGAAACAAGAAAAAAUCUGCUGGGAGAUUUGAAGAAAUAACCAAGCCCGCGGGUUACGAACAUGAAGAUCUUCACAAAAUCAUGAAACGCCUGAAGGAGGAAAUCAGUGCAUUGAAAAAACUGCAUCGUGAUUGGGAGCAGACGACCAAACGGCCAAAGCUGGACCACGACUUCCGGGAGCACGUAGAGCACGUGUAUACCUAUGCCAGCAUGAUAGCAACGCGGAUCGGGGUGGCCACAGUGCAGAAGGAAAUGACAGACGGUUACGAAAACGAAAUUGCAAAGCUCAAAGACGACAUCAGGGACCUCAGAAGGAGCAACUACAAUGACAAACGUCUUCAAGAUAGAGAUUUUGAAAUCCAGCGUUUAAAACGUGAAAUAGAAACUCUACGUAGUGAAAUCCGACUUAAGCGUCAAUCUGACUCGGACCAAGGCCCAGCACCGGAACAUGAACACAGACGAUACUCUCGAGGUCGUCUACCUAAGAAAGAUGAAAACGGGGCUCCUGAUACGUCAAAGUAUAUAAUUCACGAUCUGAAAGAUAAAACAGAGAAAUUAACCAGGGAAGUCGAAAAACUCAAACAGGAAAAGUCAGAACUGGAAAAACAACUAGAGGAUACGGUUUUUGAUAAUAAAGAGUUGUCAAAACGUAACGCUGGUGCUUUGAGAGAAAUGCAUUGUGGAUAUAAUGCUAGCAAAACCGAGGAUGGUGAAACUGAGCAGAAUUUGGGUGAAGAAGAACAGUCAAUAUCAUCUCUGAGUUCUGUGGAGGAUGAAAAGAAAACUCAACAAGAUUUCGCCAAUAAAGAAAAGAGAUUACUUCAGAAAAUAGAAAACUAUGAGAAAGAAAAUCGAAAAUUUGAAAAACAACUUCAGGAGAAAGAACAUGCUGAGAACCAGAGGAAAAAUGAAAUCCAAAGACUACAGAAAAGCCUUCAAGAGGAGCGCAAGGCAAAAGAAAAUGCAUUGGACAAAUAUAAAGAAAAACCACCUCGGAAUCAUGAGUCUAACAGUGCUUUAGUGAUGGACUUAAGCGACCCCAACCGAUCACUGAAAAUUGCAGAGAGAUUUAAUGAAAUCUACGACAACCAGUGGAAUAUUGCAGUUGAUAAAUUAGAAGGGCUAGGAAUAGAGGAAGAAAAAGGGAUAAAAAUUCUUUUAGAUAUCAUCACGACAAUCUAUAGAAAAUGUGAGUCUUAUGAGAAAGGGCAGUGUGCACAGAUUGAAGCUCUUCUGCUCAACCCAUUAUUUACACCAACUACAAAAUCAAGCAAUUGUACGAGCGAGGAAUCGAUGGAAGUUUUCCAUGAAGUUCUACAAUCAGUCCGAAGCAGCAGGAAACAGUUAUCUGACAGAACUGUCAACAUUCUAAAAGAGAGAAUUAAGGAGGAUCUAUCAAAAGACUUGUUAAAUGUUGACCAAUUAACUGCGUGCAGUGAGUACAUAGACACGUGUGUCCAGUGUUGUUGGUUAAUGGUCAUUCAGGACCCCCCUAUAUUCAUGGAAUGGGACCUCACAAACGGAGUGUCAAACUUUGAUAAAGACCUACUGAAAUCCUACACCAAAACUGGUAACACUGUUGAGUAUCUGGUCUGGCCGGUGUUGUAUCUCCAUAAGGACGGUCCCUUGCUCUGUAAAGGAGUCGCACAGGGACACAAUAAAACCAUUAGCAAUGAAAGCGAAGUAUGAGGCACCAUUAUUACUUGUAUUACAGGAAUGGUUGGUGAUAUUGUAAGGACCCGAUCAUGACGGAAAUGGACGAUUCUUCAUCCUUGGACAUUCAUAAUGUAAAUGUUGUACCUGUAUGUAUGCAGUCUCAUUUUUGGAGCCGGAUAAAUUGGAAUUGUACUGAAUCGUUUUAACCUAUAUACUUGUUUUUAUUUUAAGAUCUGAACUUGCAUGUGUUCAAAACUACUAUGAAAACAAUAAGUGUUUUUAUUUGUUAUGCAUCUUAGGUGAUGUGUUGUUGUGUGUCCCUAGAUAAGAUUUUAAAUUAUUUAUCAAUCAAACUUGCUAGAUGUUUGGUAAUUAUUAACGUGAUUAUAUGCAUAUGCUGAAGCCUAGAUUCCAAAAUGCAUAUUGUGUCUGUUGUUGAAAACUGUUGCCGACUUUAAUGUGUCUGUCAGUGUACAUUAUAUUUGAGGAUGUUGUAGUUUCAAAAGAGGUUAGGUUUAGAAUCUUUGAAAAAUGAUUGAACUUCAUUGUUGACUGAUGGGUGAUGAAACCGUGGGCAUUGAAUAAAACGUAUACCAUACA
Magallana angulata is the source of this 3276-nucleotide messenger RNA. Its product is annotated as DNA repair protein RAD50-like. Lineage: Eukaryota; Metazoa; Mollusca; Bivalvia; Ostreida; Ostreidae. Gene Ontology annotation, cellular component: mitochondrial outer membrane. Gene Ontology annotation, biological process: mitochondrial protein catabolic process; mitophagy by internal vacuole formation. The transcript has 11 exons. Bases 952 to 2709 code for a protein of 585 amino acids. The record is from RefSeq and is a predicted model, not a curated record.